CCGCGGCCCUGAUCCCAGCCGGAGCGGCCACUAACCGCCUCCCCCCCCCCCCGUUGCCCUCCACAGCCCGCCUCCCCCUCCAUGGACGUGGCGGCGGGACCGGAGUCGCUGGAAAGCUGCUUUAACCGGAGCUCCGCCGACUGCGCCAAGAUGUUGGACGGGAUUAAAAUGGAGGAUCCCUCGCUGCGAUCGGGUCCCGCGACUUUAGGCGUCUUGCUGGGCUCCGACUGCCAGCACCAGGCCGUGUGCGAGGGCUGCCAACGGCGCAUCUCGGACCGUUUUCUGAUGCGCGUCAACGAAUCCUCAUGGCACGAAGAGUGUUUGCAGUGCGCCGUGUGUCAGCAGGCGCUGACCACCAGCUGCUACUUCCGGGAUCGCAAACUUUACUGCAAGCAAGACUACCAACAAUUGUUUGCUGCGAAAUGCAGUGGAUGCAUGGAGAAAAUUGCCCCGACAGAAUUUGUGAUGAGAGCCCUGGAAUGCGUCUACCACUUGAGCUGCUUCUGCUGCUGCGUCUGCGAACGGCAGCUAAGGAAAGGCGACGAAUUUGUGCUGAAGGAAGGACAGCUACUCUGCAAGAGCGACUACGAAAAGGAGAAGGAUUUGCUCAGUUCCGUCAGCCCCGACGACUCAGAUUCAGUUAAAAGUGAUGAUGAGGACGGGGAUGUCAAACCCACCAAAGGACAAGCAAACCCAGGGAAAGGUGGUGACGAUGGGAAGGAUCCGAGGAGACCCAAGCGGCCACGGACGAUACUCACGACACAGCAGAGAAGAGCUUUCAAAGCUUCUUUCGAAGUAUCUUCCAAGCCUUGCAGGAAGGUUAGGGAGACGCUAGCAGCUGAAACCGGACUCAGCGUUCGAGUUGUCCAGGUGUGGUUUCAGAAUCAAAGAGCAAAGAUGAAGAAACUGGCCCGGCGGCAUCAACAGCAGCAGGAGCAGCAGAAUUCACAGCGGCUAGGUCAAGAAGUCAUGUCCAACCGAAUGGAAGGGAUGAUGACGUCUUACACACCGCUAGCGCCGCAGCAGCAGCAGAUAGUAGCGAUGGACCAGAGCACCUACGCCACGGACCCUUUCCAGCAAGGUCUCACCCCACCACAAAUGCCAGGUGACCACAUGAACCCCUAUGGGAAUGACUCCAUUUUCCAUGACAUCGACAGCGAUACCUCUUUAACUAGCUUGAGCGACUGUUUCCUGGCCUCCUCGGAAGUAAACUCCAUGCAGGCCAGGGUAGGAAACCCGAUUGACAGGCUGUACUCUAUGCAGAGUUCCUAUUUUGCUUCAUGAAAUUCAAAGGGAAGCAAACACAACCCCGAAAAGAACACCCGUCGUUGUAAGUGACGC
Messenger RNA from Elgaria multicarinata webbii, 1341 nucleotides. RefSeq names its product LIM homeobox transcription factor 1 beta (gene LMX1B). Lineage: Eukaryota; Metazoa; Chordata; Lepidosauria; Squamata; Anguidae. Gene Ontology annotation, cellular component: nucleus. Bases 82 to 1284 code for a protein of 400 amino acids. The transcript has 8 exons. Gene Ontology annotation, biological process: neuron differentiation; regulation of transcription by RNA polymerase II. The record is from RefSeq and is a predicted model, not a curated record. Gene Ontology annotation, molecular function: DNA-binding transcription factor activity, RNA polymerase II-specific; RNA polymerase II transcription regulatory region sequence-specific DNA binding.